GCGGAAAGACUUCGGGGCCUGAUUCUGGCUCCGGCUCCGGCUCCGCCGCAGAAGGCAUGGGAUAGCUGGAGCUGCUGCCCACCGCCACUUGGGUUCUAACUGGAGAUACCCAAGGAUCCUGAAGUGGGAGGGUGGGCACUGGUUGUUUGGCCAGGCUGAUGGAGUUAAGCUAGGAAACAAGAGACUUGAAUCCAGUGACAGGAAACUGGAGCUUGGGUUUUGUGAGCUUUCCCAGAAACUCGUGGUAUCCUUUUAAAAAUUUAGGGAUGGGCUUUUUAAAGAGGAUUAACUGGAUUGGGAGGUCCUUACAAUGGCAUAAACAGAACAGGAAAACCAGAGCCCUCAAAAAACACUAAGGGUAGAAUGACGUCAUGGCCAGGGUGGGUGACGUCACUACAGGCCAUUACAGAACAGACUUGUCGCAGUGACAGCCUAACCUCGUGUGGGGCGGGGGAGGAGUGGGGGCCUUUAAAAGGGAUCCAGGCAAUAGGAAGCCGCAGCCCUGCGGUUGUGUGCGGUGGGGUGGCCUUUGGGUUCUUUGGGGAGGGUUCUGGUCCCUAAGUGGACGGACCUGCUCUCUUUAAGGAGCUGAAGUAGGCUGUGAGAGCUUGUGAUGGCACAGGUGGGGGAGUUCAGGAUUGGCUGACACUUAUGCCCCUGUCCCUGGAAGGACCAGGAAGAGGGGGGCAGGGGGUGCAGCCCUCCAGUUGCCAUGGCAACACCAGACUCCUUUGCUCCAUCUCUCCCCUGCUUGACCGUUUUAGAUGCUGUGAGUGAAGGGGGUGCCAUGGCAGAGGAGCGGCCCCCCCGGCUGGUGGAUUAUUUCGUGGUAGCUGGGCUGGCGGGGAACAGAGCACCCAUCCCCAAGGAGACACGGGUUCCUGAGCCCAGUGGGCCCCUGCGCCCUCCCCGGCCAGCUGACCCCAUCACAGACGUGGCCGUCAUCGCCAGGGCGCUGGGCGAGGAGGUGCCCCAGGGCUACACCUGCAUCCAGACUUCUGCAGGGGGCCACGCCUUGGAACUGAGUGCCGGGCUCCUGGGGGGGAACCAGCCCGCCAUCUGCUACCGCAGGGGGCACGACAAGCCACCCCUGGUUGAGCUGGGGGUGUUUUAUGAGGGGAAGGACCGACCCAAGCCUGGCUUCCACGUGCUCGACACGACACCCUACAGCCACUCGGCCAACCUGGCCCCUCCGGGCCCCGGGCAUGCCCGCACCUACCUCACUUACCGGCGGGCAGCAGAGGGGGCGGGGCUGCACGUGUUGGGCAUCACUGACCUCUGCCUGGUGCUGCCCAGCAAGGGAGAGGGCACGCCUCAUACCUACUGCCGAGUGCCCCGCAACCUCAACUCCGGCAUGUGGGGUCCGGCAGUGCACCUGUGCUACAAGGUGGGCCUGGCCAAGGGCAACACGCUGGUGUAUGAGGCCGAGCUGCUGGGCCGCUACCCGGAGGAGGACAACGAGGCGUUCCCGCUCCCGGAAUCGGUGCCCGUCUUCUGCCUGCCCAUGGGGGCCACCAUUGAGUGCUGGCCCGCCCAGACCAAGUACCCCGUGCCGGUCUUCUCUACCUUCGUGCUCACGGGCGCCGCUGGUGACAAGGUGUACGGUGCCGCCCUGCAGUUCUACGAGGCGUUCCCCCGGGCCAGGCUGUCGGAGCGCCAGGCGCGGGCCCUGGGCCUGCUGAGUGCCGUGGAACGGGGCCGCGCCCUGGGGGGCCGCGUGGUGCGCAGCCGCCGCGCCCUGGCCGUGCUGUCUCGCUGGCCUGCGUUCCCUGCCUUCCGGGCCUUCCUCACCUUCCUCUACCGCUACUCCGUCUCCGGCCCCCACCGCCUGCCCUUGGAAGCGCACAUCUCGCACUUCAUUCACAAUGUGCCGUUCCCCUCCCCGCAGAGACCCCGCGUCCUGGUGCAGAUGUCUCCCUAUGACAACCUGCUCCUCUGCCAGCCUGUGUCCUCGCCCCUGCCCCUCAGUGGUGCCAGCUUCCUGCAGCUGCUGCAGAGCCUGGGCCCCGAGCUGUCUGUUGCGCUGCUGCUGGCCGUGCUCACAGAGCACAAACUGCUGGUCCAUUCGCUGCGGCCAGACCUGCUAACCAGCGUCUGCGAGGCCCUUGUGUCGAUGAUCUUCCCACUGCACUGGCAGUGCCCCUACAUCCCGCUGUGCCCCCUGGUGCUGGCGGACGUGCUGAGUGCCCCGGUGCCCUUCAUCGUGGGCAUCCACUCCAGCUACUUCGAUCUGCACGACCCGCCCGCCGACGUCAUCUGCGUGGACCUCGACACCAACACGCUGUUCCAGACAGAGGAAAAGAAGCCCCUGUCCCCUCGGACCCUGCCCCGCAGACCCUACAAGGUCCUGCUGGCCACACUGACAAACCUGUACCAGCAGCUGGACCAGACUUACACGGGCCCCGAGGAGGAGGCAUCGCUGGAGUUCCUGCUGACAGACUACGAGGCCGUGUGCGGCCGCCGGGCCCGCCUGCAGCGGGAGGUGCAGGGAGCCUUCCUGCGCUUCAUGGCUUGUCUGCUCAAGGGCUACCGGGACUUCCUGCGCCCGCUCACCCGGGCGCCCUCCGAGGGCGUGCGUGACGUGGACAACCUCUUCCACCUCCAGGGCUUCCUCAAGUCCCGGGAACGCUCCACCCACAAGCUGUACUCCCAGCUGCUGCGCACGCAGAUGUUCUCCCAGUUCAUCGAGGAGUGCUCCUUUGGCUCUGCGCGGCAUGCUGCCUUGGAGUUCUUUGACUCCUGUGUGGACAAGGUCCACCCCGAGCAGGAGAAGCCUGAGCCCACACCCCUCGUGGAGCUGGAAGAGCUGUCGGGCAGUGAGCUCACGGUCUUCAUCACACCCCCAGAGGAGCCCCCGGUACCCGAAGGCAGUGAAGCUGCUCCCCAGUACUGCUACGAUGGGUUCCCAGAGCUUCGGGCUGAGCUGUUUGAGUCUCCUAAAGAGCAAGCGGGGCCCCUGCCUGUGCCAGGGCCGACCCACAGUGCCCCCAGCAGUCCUGCCCCUCGCCGAACCAAACAGGAGAUGAAGGUUGCACAGCGGAUGGCUCAGAAGUCAGCGACAGUGCCGGAGCUGUGGGCCCGGUGCCUGCUGGGGCACUGCUACGGACUGUGGUUCCUGUGUCUCCCUGCCUACGUGCGCGUGGCGCCCUCAAGGGUGCGGGCGCUGCACACAGCCUACCAUGUGCUGCGCGAGAUGGAGAGCCGCAAGGUGGUCCUUCCGGAUGAGGUGUGCUACCGGGUGCUGAUGCAGCUGUGCUCACACUACGGGCAGCCUGUGCUCUCGGUACGGGUCAUGCUGGAGAUGCGGCGGGCGGGCAUCGUGCCCAACACCAUCACCUAUGGCUACUACAACAAGGCUGUGUUGGAAAGCAAGUGGCCGUCAGGCACACCAGGUGGACGCCUGCGCUGGGCCCAGCUCCGCAACGUGGUCCUGGGGGCUGCUCAGUUCCGCCAGCCCUUGAGAGAUCGGCAACGGCAGCAGCAGCAGCAACAGCAGGCAGCAGCUCCCCAGGAGCCAAGCCUCUCCCAGACAGAGUCCCAUCCGCAGCGCCCGCUCCAGCGCCAGACCACGUGGGCCGGGCGGAGUCUGCGGGACCCAGCCUCCCCCACUGGGCGCCUGGUGAAGAGCGGCAGCCUCGGCAGUGCCCGAGGGGCACAGCCCACAGUGGAGGCUGGCGUGGCCCACAUGAUAGAGGCCUUGGGCAUCCUGGAACCCCGGGGGUCACCUGUGCCCUGGCAUGAUGGGAGCCUUUCAGACCUGAGCUUGACGGGGGAGGAGCCGUCAGCCCGAGGCAGCCCGGGGGGCUCGGUCUCGGCCCUGAGCACCCAGUCCGCGGAAGCCCUGGAAGGCCUAAGUGGGUGCGGGCCCAAGGCUGGCAGAAGCCAGGACGAGGUGGGCACCCCCCGACGAGGCCUGGGUGCCCGCCUGCAGCAGCUGCUCACGCCUUCCCGCCGGUCCCCUACCUCACACGUGCCCCUGGCUGAGCUGCCCUCCAACCUGCUUGCCCCAGCUCGCUGCAGCCCCAUGGACAGCCUGCUGCGGCCCCGGGAGCGCCCCGGAUCCACUGCCUCUGAGAGCUCGGCCUCCCUGGGCAGUGAGUGGGACCUCUCAGAGCCCUCUGUCAGCAGCCUGAGCCUCCACCGCUCCUCAGAGCACCUCAGCGACACGCCUGGACCCUCGCAGCCUCCCUCCCUGGAGAUUCUGCUGUCCAGCUGCUCCCUGUGCCAUGCCUGUGACUCCCUGGUGUAUGACGAAGAGAUCAUGGCUGGCUGGGCCCCUGACGACUCCAACCUCAACACGACAUGCCCCUUCUGCGCCUGCCCCUUUGUGCCUCUGCUCAGUGUCCAGACCCUUGACUCCCGACCCAGUGCCCCCAGCCCCAAGCCUGCCCUGACUGGUGCCGGUGGCAACAGAGAUGCUCCUGUCCCUGGGGGGCCUGGCCCUGUGCUCAGUGACCGCAGGCUGUGCCUUGCCCUGGAUGAGCCCCAACUCUGCAACGGGCACAUGGGGAGGGCCCCCCGGCGGGUCGAGAGUGGGGCAUGGGCAUACCUGAGCCCCCUGGUGCUGCGGAAGGAGCUGGAGUCGCUGGUAGAAAACGAGGGCAGUGAGGUGCUGGCCUUGCCUGAGCUGCCUGCUGCGCACCCCAUCAUCUUCUGGAACCUUCUGUGGUAUUUCCAACGGCUGCGCCUGCCUAGCAUUCUGCCAGGCCUGGUGCUGGCCUCCCGUGAUGGGCCCCCCCCGCCCCAGGCCCCCUCUCCUUGGCUCGCCCCUGACCCCACCUCUGUGCAGGUGCGGCUGCUGUGGGAUAUUCUGACUCCAGACCCCAACAGCUGCCCACCCCUGUAUGUGCUCUGGAGGAUCCACAGCCAGAUCCCACAGCGCAUGGUCUGGCCGGGCCCGGUCCCCACGUGUCUCAGCUUGGCGCUGUUGGAGUCAGUGCUGCGCCAUGUCGGACUCAACGAGGUGCACAAGGCUGUGGGGCUCCUCCUGGAAACUCUGGGGCCCCCUCCUUCUGGCCUGCACCUGCAAAGGGGCAUCUACCGUGAGAUCUUGUUCCUGAUGUUGGCCGCUCUGGGCAAGGACCACGUGGACAUAGUGGCCUUCGACAAGAAGUACAAGUCUGCCUUUAACAAGCUGGCCGGCAGCAUGGGCAAGGAGGAGCUGAGGCAGCGGCGGGCACAGAUGCCCACUCCCAAGGCCAUUGACUGCCGGAAAUGUUUCGGAGCGCCUCUGCAGUGCUAGGGACCCUUCAGCUGAGGAGGAAGGAUUCUAGAGAGAGCUGCAUUUCUUGUCCCCUUCACGGAAGAGUGCGGAACAGGCUGGGAGCCCUGUUCAGCCACAGGCUCCAAGCAUGGGCAGCAGGAAGGAGGACGCACUCUUACCAAAGGUCGCAAUUCUCCAUCUCCAGCCUGCCCAGUUGGUUCAUGCUGAUGGCGGGGGAGCCCUGGGGGAGCUGGUGCAGCUCCACUCCUCCCUGUCCUACUCCAGGAACUGCUCUCCAGGGCACCCACAGAUCUGCACUGCCGUGGUCAUUUGAGAAGUUUUUGUUUUAAAAAACAACUGGAAAGAUACAGAGCUGCUGAGCCUUCUCCCUGGAUGUGAGCGAGGGGUCUCGGCCCCGUCCCCACCAGUGAGGGCCCUCAUCCCUGCAUUGCUGAAGGAGCCCAGGCUCUCCACGCCUUUCUGAGUGCUUGUAUUUUAUUUUAAAUUAUUUAUUAUAGAGCCACAGCCCCCUUGCUUCUGAGAGAGGAAGCAAGGGAAGCAGGCAUCAUGGCUUGUAGCUCCCUGGAAGCUGGGCAGGGAGAGCUGGAGGGCGGGAGCCCCUGGGAAGAACCGGUGCCUCCCCGGCCUUCCUGCGCCUCUCGGGGCACCUCACCCACCAGGGCCCUGGCCAGUGCAAUAAGGGUCGUCCCUGUGAAGUUCUGUUGGAUGUAAAUACAGUAAAGUUGCUUCUGUCUUUUUC
This is a messenger RNA of Heterocephalus glaber (naked mole-rat), 5963 nucleotides long. It is a transcript of the gene Dennd4b, whose product is annotated as DENN domain containing 4B. The record is from RefSeq and is a predicted model, not a curated record. NCBI's taxonomy places the organism in Eukaryota, Metazoa, Chordata, Mammalia, Rodentia, Bathyergidae. Gene Ontology annotation, molecular function: protein binding. Gene Ontology annotation, cellular component: cytoplasmic vesicle. Gene Ontology annotation, biological process: regulation of Rab protein signal transduction.